AGUACCUUUAUCCGUCAAGUCGCAUCGGAACAGCAUUGGUACUCAUCUUUAUCGAGAGGCAAACCUCUUCGUGAUAACAGCCCGACUCACAGAACCCUACACCUUGCCCAAAUCGCCUGGCGUAAUCGGUGUCCCCCGACCUUCCUCUCGCCCCUCCUUUGGGUGCAUCUCGUCGACCUUCUGAUCUGAUCUCUAUCGGUCACUGGUCAAGGGCAGCUAAGUCAGCUGAGUGCUAGCUACUUGACCGUGAGAAGAGGUAUCAGAAAGCUUCGGCGAACGACCCCGGUCGAGAUCGAGCUCGAGGUUGAGGUCACGAGAACCUCAAUCAGAACCGAACGCUCGAAAGAUGGUCCGCAGGCUGUGGAAGUCUAACCGCAACCCCGACAGGUAUGAUCGUUCUGGUUCGUCGGGAGAUCAGAACAAGGAGGACGAGGAUCACAAAGAGGAUGAGACUAAAGAAAACGAGCGUAGUCAACGAUCUUAUGUUGCUGAGGAACGAGAACAGCCUGAAGAAGCGGUUCCGGAUGACGUGCCAAUGCCAAUGCAACAACAAACGUUGCCCGGUCUCGGCGAGUCGUCACAAGCACAGACUCUCGGCGUAGCUGGUCCCCCAGUUCAGGCUCAGGCCGGACCGUCCAGGUUGAACGAGAACGCUCGAGCUGGUGCCGAGGAACCGCCAAGGCUCAAACGGGAGCGUCCGCAGGUCAUUGAUAGGGUAAAGUCACCUCAUCCGAAUGAUCCCGUCGAGGAGGACGACAUCGACAUCUCGCUGGACGAUAUCGAUAUGGCCUUCAGUGCCAGUGCCAGCGCGAGCGAAAAGUCUUCCAGUCCCCCUCCUACUCGCUCAGCUGAAAACACGCCUCGACUCGUUCUUCGUCCUCCCCGCCCGCCCCCUCGUUCGUUCGACCAGAGAGACCUCGGGCUGCCCGAACGAGGUAUUCCUCGACUCAAAGACGGACACAAACACGUUUAUCACGGUCCGAUGGGAAGGCGGGUCGUCGUGAGUAAUGAACGCAACCCGAACUAUCGCUCCAAGGACCAGCCGUUCUUGUGGGUCCGCAUCCAGAAUGAUAACUCCGAUGUCUCUUUGACGGGGAAGAAGGCGGCGGAUCUGUACGAGGAGGUGGCCAUGGCGAUGGCUCAACGAGGUUAUGGCCCGAUCAGGUCGGAAACAGAGGAUUCGAGCUGUCAACCUAAAUCGAGGACGGCGGUGGCGACCGAGAUCGUCUUGCCCGAACUCAUGGGGAUCGAGCCGAUCUUGUCCGACUCUGGACAGAACUUUGGGAGAGGUCGACAGACGGUGCAUCUGACCUUUGCCGCGGUACUGUAUAUGGCCGGCUGGCUUGACGAUGAUUUUGAACUCAUUCAUGGCGAGCCCGAUUGGGACGCGUUGGUCGAGUGGUUUGAGAAUGAGGCGCAGGGGACGCAGUACGGAGAGGACGCUGAGCAGAUCCUGGGUCAAGUCGAGGCGGAUAGCGGAUAUGUUGAAGGAAAUCAAGCUGCGGCUCUGACGGUCACGAACCCCAUUCAACAACAACAACUUGUCUUGCCAGACGAUCGAGUUGGAUCUCCAGCUCAGCAUACCCCUCGAAACGAUCGAGCAGGAGCUCCAGAUCAGUACGCCUUUCGGAAUGAUCGAGCAGGAGCUCCAGAUCAGCGCGCCUUUCGGAAUGAUCGAGCAAGAGGCCCAGUCCAGAGUGCCAUCGCGAAUGAUCGAGCCGGAGCCCCCAUCGACCGAGAGCCUCCAUCCGAUCGCCGCGCUCGAACCCGCUCGUCCGCCGAUCCCAAUGCUUUACUGAUGUUAGGUUACGGUGAGCAGCGACAGGGCGCUGUCCCGAAUACCGAGGCGAAUUGGGCUGGAGCUGGGCUGCCUUCUGCCGCCGAGUACCAUGAUCUUCAAACGGCCAAGCAAAAGGCGCAGCAAAAGGCUAAGGAUGAGCGAAAGGUUACCGAGGCGAAUUGGGCUGGAGCUGGAACGCUUUCUGCCGAGGAGUACCACGAUCUUCAAAUCGCUAAGCAACAGGCGCAGCACAAGGCUAAGGAUGGGCGAAAGAUCAGCGGACUACCCACCCGAGGAGGACAUUCUGUCGAGAUCGAACGCAACACGCCAAAGUUUUGGGAGAUCUGUGAGCCCUUGGCGGCUGGCAAAUUCUGUGCGACGUUAUGCAGAAUCCAAGUUCCAGCGCAAGAAAGGAUCGGCAGACAUCGAUCUUACCGGACCAUGUGUAUCUUGACCACACGGAAACUGCCGAUUCCUAUGGGACGACCUUUACCGACUUGUAAAGCGGUGGUCAAGGUCGACGCUGUUCUCGAGGCGUGUCGUGAUAUCCAGCUGGACGACGCUCAGGUCCGCAAGGCGAUUCAGUAUACAGUCAAGAUGUUCUCUCUCCCUCGUCGCAAAACACUCGAAGCGCGCGAUUUGCCCUACCUCGUAUUGCCCAUGUCGAUGCAGUGGAGCGCCGCGUUCAACGCGAUGAGCGAGGUGCAAUCGAUCAGACAAACCGACGUCGAGCGGAAUCUGGCCUGGACCGAGAUCGACUCGGCUUUGGAUCACGAGAAGGAAACGCGCAUGGUCAACCCCCUCGAUUCCAUCGAGCGAAAGCGUGGGGGAGCGAUGGCGGCGUUCGCGGAAGAAAGCAUCUACAUUGUUCACGGCGCCCAGUACAACGAGGUUCAUGAAACCUGCUGGGAUGAAGAGUCUCGUGCCAAGGCUCGGAAGCGAGCGAUCGAUCAGGCUUUCAAGGCGAACCCUGAGGGGCCAGAGGAGGUGCCCGAAAUUCAAGGUCCUGUUUUCGAGUUGCGUCAAAUACCUGAUUUUUGGAAACCGGGGCAUAGUCGGUCGACCACGACCAAUCUUCAUGUGGAUCCUAAUCUCGAGCCGCGUAGUACCAUCGCAAGGAGUAUCUAUCAUUCGGCCCACAUGCUACCCUGGAUUAUGUGGACCAUCGACGGCCUCCUCCUUGCCCAAGAAGUGAAUGAGCAAUUCCUCAACUCACAGGCGGACACUUACGACGUCUUGGCGGCCCUUUCGACUACUCAAAGCUCCAGGUACAAUGAUCUCGAGGUCUUGGAGUUCGCCGGAGACACCUACUGGAAGUUUGCCGCGACGGAGUAUCAUUUCCACAGCAGUCCUACCAAAGAUUACCAGGAGCUCAAUAGAUUGGUACGCGGAAUCACUGACAACGCCCCGCUCGCUAGAGGGAUGAAAGAAUCCGGGGCGGAAAGCUACAUCAUGAACGAUCCUGUCGAUACCAGCAAUUUCCUUCCUCCGGGUUGUGAUUAUCAGAACAGCCAUGGCAGGAGUCGACCACCUCGUUUGAAUUCGUUAUCCCCCAAGUCCAUUGCCGAUGUCGCCGAGGCUCUCGCUGGGGCUGUCGGAAAAGUCAAGGACAAUGAACUGCUGCUCCGAACCUGCAUGCGACUCUUUCCGAGCGCAUUUCCAUUCCGCUCCUCCUAUCCACCUGAACUUUCCUGGCGAGCCAUUGCUCAGAUGGACACCUCGCUGAACUUUGGGAACAAUUCGGCGUCUCAAUCGGAUAUCGACUACGUUCAGAGGGUCACUGGCCAUAAAUUCGAAAACCGGAAUCUGCUUGGACUGAUACUGGAUCCUCGGAAUGCUUGCCGAGGGGGAUACAACUCCAUUUCGAUGAGAUUGACUUUUCUAGGCGACGCCAUCUUCGAUUGCAUCUUGAUGGAUUAUUUGAUCGCGCAAGGCGCUGCUCAAAACCUAGACCCGGGACAGCUCACGCACUGGAGGACGAAAAUGGCAUCUUCGGUGAGCCUGGCUGCGCUUUGGGUCACCAGUGGGUUGCACAGGGUUGUCGGAGGACCGCGGGGAAAAAUACAUCAAUUCGAAUACGAGCUCCAGAAAACUGUCGACACGCAGACAGAAUUACACAUGGCCUGGACCAAGAUUCCACACGUGCCGAAAUUGGACGGACAUGUUUACCUCCUCCUUGCGGGCGUGUUGGCCGACAGCGGAUGGUCGUUCUCUGCCGUCUUGGACUUGUUCGAUCGGCUGUAUCUACCCUUCUUCGCCCGCUUCGUCGGAUCGUACGAUCGCGACCGCCUGGACAGUAUUCCCGAGCCUGAUGCGGCCAGAUUGAAGCUGCAGCAGGGACUACGCCCUUGCAAAGACGUGCACUCCACCACGACUGUGAUGCCACACGGAAUUUUCAAUACGGACGUGAAAUGCCACUCUCGAGUCAUCGGCAACGGUCGCAGCUUGUAUCAGGUUGCUGCCGAGGGCUUUGCCUAUCGUGAAGCUCAAAAGUUCAUCUUGGACGCGCCGUUGCGGCAGGCUUUAAUCAGGAAGUACUGCAAUUGUCUUGACGGGCUCCUCCGCAAGCCAGCAGCUACGGUCGUCCUGCCUCAAUCGGCAGAGCCUUCCACGGGGAUUAGACAGGCCGACCGCAAGCAGGAAACCCUCUCUGACGAUGGGUUCGAGAUCGUCGCAGAUCCCGGACUCGUCGGCAGUGUAGUUGGGCGACUGUCGAAAGUCGUGCCUGCGACCCGCAAGGCCAGCUCUUCCGAUGAUUCUGGCGAGCAAGAGCGAGAGAAUAAGCUGGGCAGAUACGAUAUUUAACGAGUCAUGAGAGCCAUCGGAUACGAAGUAAUGUCAUUAUAUGUCGUGAUUGUAGCAUAUAUAUAUAUCGAUAUAGUUUAGAGUUUACGAUAACAUGAAUGUCUAUAUUC
Filobasidium floriforme is the source of this 4695-nucleotide messenger RNA. RefSeq lists its product as uncharacterized. Gene Ontology annotation, biological process: RNA processing. Gene Ontology annotation, molecular function: ribonuclease III activity. The transcript has 10 exons. Lineage: Eukaryota; Fungi; Basidiomycota; Tremellomycetes; Filobasidiales; Filobasidiaceae. The coding region runs from base 347 to 4585 and encodes 1412 amino acids. The record is from RefSeq and is a predicted model, not a curated record.